Molecule: messenger RNA, 1318 nt
Organism: Penaeus indicus
Lineage: Eukaryota; Metazoa; Arthropoda; Malacostraca; Decapoda; Penaeidae
Exons: 2
Coding region: 117-1091 (324 amino acids)
Source: RefSeq, a predicted model, not a curated record
CCCAACUGUGGACCGCCAACAAGAUUUCGAUCUCGCAACAGUACUCUGACCUCUUCGACAAUCACUGGGAAAUCUGCAACAGCCCGUCUCGCAGGAAUAGUGCUCGACCUGCUGCCAUGAAGAGGAGGAUCUGCGCGCUCGGUGUUGCGCUCGCGUGCCCGCUUUUUGCCGUGUGUGUGAUCCUGUCGUCAAUGGAGAGUCCAAACAAGGAACUGUCCUUCCGCAUCCAAGGCCCGUUACCCUGGAAUGACAGUGACCUGCUUUCCCUAAUCACGGACAAGUACCUGGUGCCCCCCUCCCCCCUGCCCUACAACCUCUCCACAGACCCUUUGUACAACCGAGUCAAGCAUUACGGCAGCUGGGGAUUCAUCCACAAAUAUACGAAGAAACUCAUUCGUGGAUUCCGGGGUGGUUUCUUUGUGGAAGCUGGGGCUCUGGACGGCGAGCGCGUGUCCAACUCUCUUUGGCUGGAGCAGGACCUCGGCUGGAGCGGCCUCCUGGUGGAGCCCGACACGGAAAACUAUGCGAGACUUGUGAACAAACGCCGUAAGGCUUGGAUUACGAACACCUGUCUCUCGCCGGUGCCCUACCCGCAGGAGGUGAUCUUCGUCUCCCUUACAAGAAAAAAAAUUGCUGAAGACCAGUUCCAACGGACUCUCUGGGAACACCGCGCGACUUCGCACAUCCUCGGCGCCACCUUAAACAGUAGCCUGUACGACUCCUUCAACAUGCUGUCCGAGGAGGAGUACCACAAGGCCCAGUGCUUUCCACUAGGAUCAAUGCUCUCCGCUCUCGGCGUGACCACCGUCGACCUCCUUUCGCUCGACAUCCAAGGCGUCGAAAAGGCCGUGCUGCAGACACUACCCUGGGCUCAGCUGAAAGUUCGAAUAAUUGUUAUCGAGAUCGUCAAUAAUGAAAAAGUUGAUCAUGCCUUCAUCAAAGAGAUGGAGGGCAUUGGGUACAUACUUUAUGCAGUCCAAGCAGAAGAUUACAUAUUUGUUAGGAGAGGAGACCCGUUCCUGUCCCACGCCUACGACGAUGAGAACUCGACGAGCAGACCUGAGAAAAACAGGUCUUCAAUAUAUAAAUAAGAAGUAGGUUAUCAAAGCCAGUCAGAUGCAGAAAUCAAAGGAUGUGAAUAGUCUUUCUUCAAGUUACUUCGUGUUUAAUGGGUGCUGACCAUAGCGAUAUGUCUCAAGCAUAUAGAAAUUCCAUUAUAAUCAUAGUGACGACAUUUGCAACUAGCAAGGCAUACCAGCCACGAAACAAACACGUAUAUAUUUACUUUUCUCCAACUGCUCUAGCCGGAGGAUAUCCU